AGAGCAGAGGCACUCAGUCUGGCAGUUGCUAGGGCUUUAAAGGAGUUGGUGGAUUUCAGCUGGGUUUAAACAAGAUUGAAGGGGUGGGAUUUUUUUUUCUCCUCUACAGUGUAGGAAUACUGAAAGGACAAAAAGAUACUGGAAAUAAUGAAAAAAGCGUGCCACAACUCCUGAUCAGAGACCUGAAAUUUGAGAAGAAGUCAUUAGCUAAGCUCAUGUUUUCUCCUGAUCAAGAAAAUCAUCCAUCAAAAGCACCAGUGAAAUAUGGUGAAUUGAUUGUAUUAGGGUACAAUGGGUCUCUCCCAAAUGGAGAUAGAGGAAGAAGAAAAAGUAGAUUUGCUUUAUUUAAAAGGCCCAAGGCAAACGGGGUGAAGCCUAGCACUGUGCAUAUUGCCUGUACCCCUCAAGCAGCAAAGGCAAUAAGUAAUAAGGACCAACACAGCAUAUCUUACACUUUGUCUCGGGCCCAGACAGUAGUAGUUGAAUACACACAUGACAGCAACACAGAUAUGUUCCAGAUUGGUCGGUCGACGGAGAGUCCCAUAGACUUUGUCGUGACAGAUACAGUUCCUGGAAGUCAGAGUAAUUCCGAUACGCAGUCUGUGCAGAGCACUAUAUCAAGGUUUGCCUGCAGAAUCAUUUGUGAACGUAACCCUCCUUUUACAGCAAGAAUAUACGCUGCGGGAUUUGACUCCUCAAAAAACAUCUUUCUUGGGGAGAAAGCUGCGAAGUGGAAGACCUCAGAUGGGCAAAUGGAUGGCCUGACCACAAACGGAGUUCUCGUUAUGCAUCCUCGUAAUGGAUUUACAGAAGAUUCCAAGCCAGGGGUGUGGAGAGAGAUAUCUGUGUGUGGGAAUGUUUUCAGCCUCCGGGAAACCAGAUCAGCUCAGCAGAGGGGAAAAAUGGUUGAGAACGAAACGAACCAACUCCAGGACGGCUCUCUGAUCGACCUGUGUGGAGCAACGCUGCUGUGGCGCACGGCAGAAGGGCUUUCGCGCACUCCUACCGUCAAGCACCUGGAGGCACUGAGACAGGAAAUAAACGCAGCGAGGCCCCAGUGUCCCGUGGGCUUUAACACCUUGGCCUUCCCCAGCAUGAAGAGAAAAGAUGUUGUAGACGAAAAGCAGCCGUGGGUGUAUCUGAACUGCGGCCACGUCCAUGGCUAUCACAACUGGGGAAACAAGGAGGAGAGGGACGGCAAGGAUCGCGAGUGCCCCAUGUGCCGCUCCGUCGGCCCCUACGUGCCUCUGUGGCUGGGCUGCGAGGCGGGGUUUUACGUGGACGCGGGCCCCCCGACUCACGCGUUCAGCCCCUGCGGACACGUGUGCUCGGAAAAGACAACGGCGUAUUGGUCCCAAAUCCCUCUGCCUCACGGGACUCACACUUUUCACGCAGCCUGUCCGUUCUGUGCGCAUCAGCUGGCUGGUGAGCAAGGUUACAUCAGACUCAUUUUCCAGGGGCCUCUCGACUAGCCCGCGCCUUGCCGAGGACUGCCGUAAACUGAUAAGCUAAGCGAUCCUCGUUUUUAAACCAACUGUUUUUCUUAUUCUCCGGGCUUUGCUGGUUUGCAUUAAGAUGAAGAAUUUUGGGGUUUUUGUUACAACAGCCAAAUCCCUCUCUAUUGAGAAAAGUUUGACAGUGGAAGAAACUGAGGGGGGGCGGCGGGGGGGAAACUCCUGCUUUUUUUUUUUUAAUUUUUUUUAGUUAAUAACUACUUCUGAAGAGGUGAAGGAAAUGUAGAGUGAACUUCGAUGCCUUCCCUUUAAUAGUUUUGAAUCACAUGCCCACAGUGUUUGAAAGCUCUUUCAUUCCUUUUGUAUAUGGAGGGUAAAUAGUUCAAAGAACAUUAGUUUACAGCUUGGAUGCAAACAAUGUAAAAUAUA
Apaloderma vittatum (bar-tailed trogon) is the source of this 1883-nucleotide messenger RNA. RefSeq names its product pellino E3 ubiquitin protein ligase 1 (gene PELI1). Bases 216 to 1472 code for a protein of 418 amino acids. The transcript is spliced from 7 exons. Lineage: Eukaryota; Metazoa; Chordata; Aves; Trogoniformes; Trogonidae. The record is from RefSeq and is a predicted model, not a curated record. Gene Ontology annotation, biological process: protein K48-linked ubiquitination; regulation of Toll signaling pathway. Gene Ontology annotation, molecular function: ubiquitin protein ligase activity; protein binding.